Molecule: messenger RNA, 5726 nt
Organism: Ctenopharyngodon idella (grass carp)
Lineage: Eukaryota; Metazoa; Chordata; Actinopteri; Cypriniformes; Xenocyprididae
Gene: nrbp2a
Product: nuclear receptor binding protein 2a
Exons: 19
Coding region: 443-2002 (519 amino acids)
Biological process (GO): endoplasmic reticulum to Golgi vesicle-mediated transport; intracellular signal transduction; protein phosphorylation
Cellular component (GO): cytoplasm; endomembrane system
Molecular function (GO): ATP binding; protein serine/threonine kinase activity
Source: RefSeq, a predicted model, not a curated record
UUCAGAAAGCUCUAGCCAGUAGGAAAAGCUGGACGGAGAUGAAAUGAUGUCUGUAGGUCGGGCUCUUUAGUACACUGAGUAUGUGUAGGGUGGACUGCGACUGAACGUCCAGAGACCCACGUCUCUCACGUAGGUCUGCUUUCGGGAGCCUUAUUCUUUUUUUCUGAGAAUCCGUAAGGAUGGGAUUAAAUUUACCAGAACAGUGAAUGUUUUGCCUCGCUUUUAAAACGAUUCUCGCGGUUCGUGUCGUUUUAACUGCUUGUUGCAGUAUUUAUAUGGGAUUGACGACGGUACUGUAACUUGAAGUCGUGACCAGCGGGAUCCGUCACUCUUCUAUAUUCAAUGAAACACGUUUGCAGCUACAACAUCGCUGCAAGCCUCAGGAGGUCCUGCGUGCUCAGUUGGUCUUAAAGGAGCCGUCAAAGCAGCACACAAGGGUAAAAUGACUAUGUCCGUCCCAGAGAACAUAUCGGGGUCCGGGGGGAAAGAGGAGGAGAGUGAAGAUGAGAGUGAAAUCUUGGAGGAAAGCCCCUGCGGCCGCUGGCAGAAGCGACGGGAGCAGAAGAAAGUCACACUGGUUUGGAAUGACAUGAAGGUCAGUCAGGGAAAUGUCCCAGGCAUUGAGAGUGCGUACUUGGCCAUGGACACUGAAGAGGGGGUGGAGGUGGUGUGGAACGAAGUGCAGUUUUCAGACAAGAAGGUUUUCAAGUCCUUUGAGGAGCGGAUACGAGAGAUGUUUGAGAACCUGAUGCAGGUGGAGCAUCCGAACAUCGUAAAGUUUCACAAGUACUGGCUGGACAUGAGAGAGAGCAGAGCAAGGGUGAUUUUUAUUACUGAGUAUAUGUCAUCUGGAAGUCUCAAGCAGUUUUUGAAGAAGACCAAGAAAAAUCACAAAACUAUGAAUGUGAAGGCAUGGAAGCGUUGGUGCACGCAGAUACUUUCUGCACUCAGUUACUUACAUUCAUGUGAUCCGCCCAUUAUCCAUGGUAACCUGACCUGUGACACUAUCUUUAUCCAGCACAACGGCCUCAUAAAGAUCGGCUCAGUUUGGCACAGGCUGUUUGUAAAUGUAUUUGCUGAAGCGAUUCAUGGGAAUGUGCAUCAACAUCGAGAUGAAAUGCGUAACCAGCAUUUUUUUGCUCCGGAGUAUGGAAUUGCUGAAGAUGACUAUGCCAUCGAUAUAUUUUCAUUUGGUAUCUGUGCCUUGGAGAUGGCAGUAUUGGAAAUCCAGGCUAAUGGGGAUGCUGCAGUUUCGAAAGAGGCCAUUGAUCAUGCUGGAGAGUCACUUGAGGACCCUCUCAUGAGGGAAUUUAUCCAGUCGUGUGUGCGCACAGAAGCCAAGUCGAGACCCACGGCUCAUGACCUGCUGUUCCACAGAGUGUUAUUUGAGGUCCACUCCUUAAAACUGCUUGCUGCGCAUUGCUUUAUCAAUAACCAGUAUCUCCUCCCUGAGAAUUGUGUGGAAGAAAAGACCAAAUCUUUUGACCCUAAUGGUAUCAUGGCAGAGAUUAAUCAUCGUGACCGACCUGGAGUCCAUCUAAAGUAUUCUCACGUCUCACCUCUGGAGCUGGACAAAUUCCUUGAGGAUGUGAAAAAUGGCAUAUAUCCGCUGAUGAACUUUGCUUCCCACCGGCCGCAUCCUAUCCCCCGCGCUCUUUCUUUGUCGCAGGAACAGAUGGAGACUGUGAAGACCCCAACCCCAGAACCACAGGAGACUGAAACCAGAAAGGUUGUCCAGAUCCACUGUAAUCUGGAAGCAAAUGAGGAAGGCACAAGGAGUCAUCUCUCUCUCUUUUUAAAGAUGGAUGACAGACUUCACCGUCAGCUUAGCUGUGAUGUUUUACCAUCCGACAGUCCCAAAGAUUUGGCUAGUGAGUUGGUUCACCAUGCUUUUAUCAGUGAGGAAGACUGUGAGAAGUUGGCAUGUUUCCUUGAGGAUGCAUUAUGUAAGCAUUGGUCAGGGACAUCCACCUCCCCUACUGCCAUGGCUGUGAUGUACUAAGCCCAGCUGGUCCCAUAAUAGACAGACAGUGCUUGAAGACUGAGCCAGAGCUUGACAAAAAGAGAGAGCGAAAGAUCCAGAUUGACAAGAGGGAAAUGAGACCAAAAGUGCAACAUUACAUAAUGAAGGUCAUGACAAGAUGGCUUGAGAAUGAGCGAUGGACCUGGGAAGAAAGCUCACACCACACCGCAUGGUACCUCCACAAACUCCAAAGAGCUCAAACUGUUAACUUUGAUCUUGAAGUUUAAUUACUGAUGUCAUUUUACUAUAACGAAGAAAUACAUUUCCAUUACUUGCAGAGAUUCUGCCUUCAGUGCCAGCAUUUUGGGUUGUGAAUUUUUUUUUAAAUGACAGAUUUUUAAAAACAUCUUGUCUAUGGCGUAAUCCAUCCUCAUCUAGCAAAGGACAAGGUUUCACACAAACAGAUGAUUUUAGGAUGACAGAGCUUCAGGAACCUGAGAGAGGAGGCUAAGUGUCCAAGAAUAUUUGCUGCUUCCCAUCAGGCAAUAUAAUUGGAGUCAAAUGUAUUAUUUAUUAUUUUAAACAAUUAAUACAUGGUCUUGGUAUACAUGUUUAAAAGGAAAACGUAUCAAAAUGUUUAAUUCUACAUUAUCGUAUUCUGUAUGCUUUAACAAGCUGACGUUGAGCAAACAAAUGUAUGGUACAAUGACAAGUGCUCUUGGAACCUGCUAUAAUUAUAUUUCUUUUUCGAAAAAAUUUUCAGACUUUAACUUAAUUUCUUGCUCUUAAUGUGAAGUGAUUCUUACAGAGUUUAAAAUGUCUCCGUUCUGAAUUGCUUCUAUGACACUAUGUUGGUCUCAAUAACUUUUCUCAUGCAGACAGUAAUGAACAUAGCAAAUAUUUGUAAACCGUGGCAAUAAUGGUAUCCUAGAAUGGUAUACUAUCAUUUAAAAGUUUAGGGUCAGUGAGAUUUUAUGUUUUGAAAGAAAUUAAUACUUUUAUUCAGCAAGGACGCAUUAAAUUGAUCAAAAGUGACAGUAAAGACUUGCAUUGUAAAAAAAGAAUCUAUCCUGAAAUAAAUGCUGUUCUUUUGAACUUUCUUUUCAAGAAUCCUGAGGAAAAAAAAAAAUCUGAGUUUACACAUAAAUAUCAGGCAGCACAACUGUUUUCAACAAUGAUAAUAAUAAGAAAUGUUACUUGAGCACCAAAUAAAAAAUCUUGAGCAUUCAGUUUUGCCACCACAGGAAUAAAUUACAUUUUAAAAUAAAAUAUAAAACAAUACUUUUUACUGUAUUUUUGAUCAAAUAAAUGCAGCCUGAGUGAAGUUCGAUCUAAUAUCUGGAUGAAGUGCAGAAGAGCACUUCAUCCAGAUGUCUUUUACCAAGAAAAUGGUUCAACUAAUGAGUAGCUGUCCAAAUUCAUUAACUCUUUCCCUGCCUUCAUUUUUUUUUUUUUUUCCUAAAAAUAAAUAAAUAAAGUUGACAGCCACUGCCAGCUUUUUUUGAUAAUUUUCACAAAACUUUCAUGGCCCCCAAAAUAUUUUGUUGUACAUACAUAUGUUAAAAAAAAAUUCUUCUAGCUUCAUGAAUUCUUUUUUUAAUCAACACUUCAAUGUGGGUAAGGUUCAUAAAAAAAGCAACAUUUUGAACACAAAUCACGGUUUUUUUCUUUUUAUCAAAGAGUACAACUUGCAUAAGCAACACUUUUAUCGCUUGUUUCUGCUUCUUCGCCUUGUUAGGAUAUAUAACACGUAAUAGCGACGGCUAAUGCUGCCUUCACGUGUUAUCGGAAAAUUUAUAAUUCCCACUUCUGAAGUCAUGAUUUUUUUUUUUUUUAACCUAGGAAACUCAUGUUUACGAUAAUUCCGAGAGCACGUGAAGGCAGUUUAAAGCCCUGGGUAUACUUCUUUCUUUCUUUUUUUAAGCGUACGCUAGCGCAGUCGAACGCACAGCCUUGCAAAGUAUACUUCACUUUACUCGUGCGCGGACACAGGCGCUCGACGCAUGCCCAGUUUGAGAUAUCUCUCCACGAGUUACAACCCAUGUAAAUAUCUUUGUAUUCUUUUAAUGCCAGAGUUGUUCAAAUGAAGGUACUUUCUAACCUCUUCAUAAGAAUCUCUCGUCUAUGUAGGCCUCCAUUGUUGCUGUAGCUUGCAUGAGCUCCAGCAGAGAUCGUAUUAUAGGGAGAUGAAAGGGUCUGUAUCUCUUACCAUUGGAGAAAGCGUAACGGCUAACUUAAUCACGUGCGGCACCUCUCAGCCUAUCGCGUCGCCGUUUAGAACUCCUCCUAGCGUACUGCCAGUUAGCAUUAGCCGUUACGCUUUUUUGGCUAAAGGUUGCAGGUUUGCCUUCAAGUGGCUUUGACCUCCAGUCUGUUCUGUUCAUGCAGGUUUUCUUUGACUACCUAAUGAAUCGACGCCCCCAGGGCACGGUUGCCACCUUGUGGAUAAACUAAUUAUUGCAAAAAAAAAUAUAUUAAAUGCGCAUGUGCGACCUUGCGGUUACAAUCGGGCGGUCCAUAAGCGCGUACUCUUCUGAUUACGAAAUUCGCGUCACGCGCACUGUUCACUGACACUCGCGUACGCGUAAAAAGUGAAGUAUACUUUUAGCUUAACAUAUAACAGUGAAAACACGGAAAGCCGGAAAAUUCCGUCAAUGGCGGGGAAAGAGUUAAGACAUUUACUUUUAUCCAUUUAGCAGACGCUUUUAACCAAAGUGACUGAUACAAACAAGUAAUCAAAGCAUUUAGAGCAGCUAAUGUAAGGUUCACAAACACAGGGGUCCUGUUCAUGACUAACAGUGUUAACAUGGGAUUAUUUUAUUUGCCUUCUUAAUGUGAAUAUGAGCUGAUCUUAGAUCAGCUGACUGCUCAGAGGUGUUUAACAUUUAUCUGUUUCUUUGUCCCUUAUACUGAUUAAUGCAUAGCUACAAUAAACUGACCAUGACUGAAUUAGAAGAAACAAAGGUUUUGCUGUAAUAAAUCCCUCCUUUGGGUAUGAAGGGCUGUUAUUCUUCUUGGCAAUUAAAUAUUACCACAGCAUGUGUAUAUUUUAUGUCAUGCAAAAUGAUUUAUACACUACUUUCUAUGUAUUCUACAUGCAAAUGAACCAUGUCAAGGCCAAAGACUGGGUGCAGUGCUGGCAAGAAUGAGUACUACAUUGCAAAAAUAACGUCCUGUAUUUGAUUGACACUUGCAUAUUUACAACAGUAUUCAUUCUGUGAAAACAUCCAUGUUGCCAUGCCGUCCAAAGCAAUACUAUCUAUUUUAGGGAUGCUUUCAGUACUGUACUCAAUGGCUUUGACUUCUCAGCAUCCCUUAAAUAAAAUAUGUGCAUGUCAGGAAAAGUAUGCUUUGACUGGAUUUUUCAGUUUUGUUAUAUUGGCAUGGAUGUAUCGCAGCUUUGAAAAACUAUUAUAAGAGAUUUCUGAUCUCCAUUUAUUCUUGCAAAUUCAAAUCAUUCAGAUGUCAUGAAAAAAAAAAAAACAAACAAAAAAAAAAACCCAGUCACCAUCUUCCCAGUGUUAUUAUGAGACUCAACUGUCUUGGAAUGUGAUUCCUUUGAAUGUAUAUACAAGAGAUAUACAGUAUGAAUGUACAGUGAGCAGCUGUUUAAAUGUACUCUUCCUAAUUACUGGUCUCCUUUCUCAUCUAAAUCGAAUGCAUUAACCAGACUUUUGUUUUUGGGCAGUUUUAUUUUUUUAUGUGUUGAAAUUGUAUACUGUGACAUGAAAUACUAUAACAUUAAAAUAUAUUAAUACUUUAA